GUCUGCAUGCAUUGAUAUUUUGAAUUCCCUUCUUUUUUUUUGUCGUGUCCAUUUCGUGAGGUUAUAAUUUAUAAACGUUAUCAAUGGAGUUUGUUUUGGAGGUCUUCCACGCACUAGAUUCUCGCCUCAGAUGCUCAGUUCUUCCAAGCAUUAAUGUUGAUCGUUAAAUGCACCAUCAGUUGUAUAUUCAUCGAAGGGAGAAGUUUUAGAAGUCAGUUCAGAUGGAAAGCCAAGAGUUCAGGCAGUAGAGCUGUUGAGAAGGGCAAGUCUGACAGCUUGUAUAUUGACAAACGUGGAAAAUUCAGAAGCUUUAAUACCAAGAAGCUGUCAAGGAAACGAUGUGGUUCAUUACGAGGGCGAGGAUGGAAAUAUGGAUCAGGUUUUGUCGAUGGAAUUUUCCCAGUGAUGAGCCCCACUGCUCAGAAGAUUCUGGACCUUGUAUUGGAGGAAGAGGAGGAACAAAAAAGAAUCUGGGACGUUCUUGAUACUCUUCCAGCCUCUCAUGAAAUAUGGGAUGACAUCAUCAAUGUAGCUGUUCAACUUCGUCUCAAUAAACAAUGGGAUCCUAUAAUGUUGAUAUCUGAGUGGGUACUGUACAAGAGCUCCUUCAAGCCAGAUGUCAUCUGCUACAAUUUACUCAUAGACGCUUAUGGACAGAAAUCACUUUACAAAGAGGCAGAAUCCACAUAUUUAGAACUUCUUGAAGCUCGUUGCAUGCCCACUGAAGAUACUUAUGCCCUUCUUUUGAAGGCCUACUGCAAAUUUGGGUUGCUAGAGAAAGCAGAAGCGGUAUUUGGCGAAAUGCGAAAAUAUGGUCUUCCUCCAAGUACAGUUGUGUACGAUGCCUAUAUCGAUGGGCUAAUAAAACAAGGAAAGCCUAAAAAAGCAAUAGAGAUCUUUCAAAGGAUGAAGAGGGAUUGCUGCCAGCCAUCAACUAACACUUAUACAAUGCUGAUCAACUUAUAUGGAAAGGAAAGUAAAUCAUAUAUGUCGUUGAAGAUGUUUCAUGAAAUGAGAAGUCAGAAGUGUAAACCAAAUAUCUGCACGUAUACUGCAUUGAUCAAUGCAUUUGCCAGGGAAGGACUUUGUGAAAAAGCAGAAGAAAUAUUUGAACAGCUUCAAGAAGCAGGGCACGAGCCUGACGUGUAUGCUUACAAUGCGCUAAUGGAAUCUUACAGUCGUGCAGGUUUUCCAUUUGGAGCUGCAGAAAUUUUUUCACUCAUGCAGCACAUGGGUUGCGAACCAGAUAGAGCAUCAUACAAUAUCAUGGUAGAUGCAUACGGACGAGCUGGUCUUCAUGAAGAUGCUGAAGCCGUGUUUGAAGAGAUGAAACGUAUAGGGAUUGCCCCAACAAUGAAAUCCCAUAUGCUACUUUUAUCUGCCUACUCUCGAACCGGCAAUGUAGCUAAAUGUGAAGAUAUAGUGAAUCAGAUGCAAGAGUCUGGGCUAGAGCCAGACACUUUUGUCAUCAACAGUAUGCUGAACCUAUACGGUCGAUUAGGGCAGUUCGAAAAAAUGGAGAAAGUUCUUGCUGCUAUGGAAAAAGGACAAUAUAAAGAAGAAAUCAGUACAUAUAACAUCUUGAUUAAUGUUUAUGGACGGGCUGGGUUUUUUGACAGAAUGGAAGAGCUCUUCCAAGUGAUUCCAAUGAAAAAUUUAAAACCUGAUGUUGUGACAUGGACUUCUCGUCUUGGGGCCUACUCUAGAAAGAAACUGUACACAAGAUGCUUAGAAAUUUUUGAAGAAAUGAUUGAUUCUGGUUGCUACCCAGAUGGAGGAACUGCCAAAGUUCUUCUUUCAUCAUGUUCAAGCGAUGAACAAGUUGAGCAGAUAACCACAGUUAUUAGAACAAUGCAUAAGGGUAGGGAGGGUGCUAUAUCCAUAUGAUGAAUACAAGUAAUAUUCAUCUUGUAUCACUGUUUAGGUGCUAUUUCUAUUUGUGCAGAGGCUUCCUUUAGAAAGAAAAAAAAAUGUAGGAUACAGCUUUACUUCACCUUAUAGCCAUUGGUGUACAGCUACAAAUAAUUAUUCUUUCUGAAUUUGAUCAUCUUAUUGGAAAAAUAGGAAAAAUGAUAGCAUUGGUAA
Messenger RNA from Humulus lupulus (European hop), 2085 nucleotides. Its product is annotated as pentatricopeptide repeat-containing protein At2g35130. The transcript is spliced from 8 exons. Gene Ontology annotation, molecular function: protein binding. Lineage: Eukaryota; Viridiplantae; Streptophyta; Magnoliopsida; Rosales; Cannabaceae. The record is from RefSeq and is a predicted model, not a curated record. The coding region runs from base 154 to 1887 and encodes 577 amino acids.